AUGAAGUGUGAUGUGAGAGAAGAUGAGCCACAAACUUUGGUGCGGUUCCUUGGAGGAUUGGAGUCUCAAAUUGCUAAUGUCGUGGAGCUUCACACCUAUUCUACAUUGGAGGAAUUGGUAUUGUUAGCACACAAAGUGGAGCGCCAACAAAAGGCCAAAGGUAAAGGGAAAUGGGAGCCCUCACGCACAUUUACCAAAACCACACCAUACACUAAACCAAACCCUACUACUCAAAAACCUACCCAACCUACUGCAUCUAUCCCUAAGACCAACCCAAAAACCGACACCCCUCUUGCACUUAACAAAGCACCAAGGAGAUGUUAUAGAUGUCAAGGGCUAGGCCAUAUUGCCAGUGAGUGUCCUAACAAGAAGAUUGUGAGCCUUGCGGAGUAUGAGGCUUUGGAGGUUGAGUGUGAAGAACAAAGAGAGGAGGAGGAGUCUGGAGAGGAGUAUGAAGCAGGGAGAGUUAUUGGCCCAGAUGAAGGAGAGUGCUUGGUGGUUAGACGAAGCCUUAGUAGCCUACCAAUCCAUGAGGAUCAACUACAACGCGAGGCCAUAUUCCAUACACGCUGCACCAUUGAGGGAAAGGUAUGCUCUUUGAUUAUAGAUGGUGGUAGUUGCACAAAUGUUGCCUCUCAAACUCUUGUAACUAAGCUAAACUUAACCACUAAACCUCACCCUUCACCCUACAUUAUUCAGUGGCUUAAUCAAGGUAAAGGUUUACAUGUGACCUCACGUGUACUUCUUUCUUUUAGCAUUGGCCGAACUUAUGAGGAGGAGUUAUGGUGUGAUGUUAUUCCAUUGGAUGCUUGUCAUGUACUUCUAGGUAGGCCUUGGAUGUUUGAUAGAAGAGUGAGUCAUGAUGGCUACAAAAACACUUAUUCCUUCACUAAAAACCACAAACGAAUCACCCUCACCCCUCUCAUUCCCAAAUUAUCCGAAAACCAAAGUUUCCCUACUAAGAAAACCCUAUCUCUUACUACCUUGAUGAAAUCUGCUCAUCAAGAAUAUGACUCUUUCAAGGAGUUGAUAUUGAGUGGCCUUGAUGAUACACCAACACCACAAGAAUCCAAACACCCUCUACUCAUUCCUCCACUUGACCAAUAUGCUCACGUUUUCCCUUCACAAAUACCUCCUGGCCUUCCCCCAAAACGUGACAUACAACAUAAAAUUGACCUCAUCCCAGGUGCUAGUCUUCCUAACAAACCAGCCUAUAGAACCAACCCUAAAGAAACUGAGGAGAUUAGGAGACAAGUGGAAGAGUUGUUGUCUAAAGGAAUGAUUCGAGAGUCCUUGAGCCCUUGUGCUGUUCCUACCCUACUGUGCCAAAGAAAAAUGGAGAGUGGCAUAGACCUAAGGAGUGGAUACCAUCAAAUCCGUAUACAUGAAGGGGAUAAAUGGAAGACAGCUUUCAAAACAAAGGAAGGCUUAUAUGAAUGGCUAGUCAUGCCAUUUGGAUUAUCAAAUGCCCCUAGCACUUUCAUGCGCCUAAUGAAUCAAACAUUGAAGCCAUUCUUGGGGCGCUUUGUAGUUGUAUACUUUGAUGAUAUCUUGGUUUAUAGCCACAAUGAAAUGGAGCAUGUGGAACAUUUACAACAAGUCUUCGAAGUAUUGGAGGGAGAGAAACUUUAUGGCAACUUGGAGAAGUACCAAUUCUUUUCUAACCAAGUAACUUUUCUUGGUUUUGUAGUUUCUCAUGCAGGUAUUGAAGUAGAUGAGAAGAAGUGCAAGCCAUUCGAGAUUGGGCAGUUCCUAGUUCCAUUUAUCAAGUGA
Messenger RNA from Beta vulgaris subsp. vulgaris (sugar beet), 1773 nucleotides. RefSeq lists its product as uncharacterized. The record is from RefSeq and is a predicted model, not a curated record. NCBI's taxonomy places the organism in Eukaryota, Viridiplantae, Streptophyta, Magnoliopsida, Caryophyllales, Amaranthaceae. Bases 1 to 1773 code for a protein of 590 amino acids. The transcript has 2 exons. Gene Ontology annotation, molecular function: zinc ion binding; nucleic acid binding.